Mangifera indica (mango) is the source of this 594-nucleotide messenger RNA. RefSeq lists its product as uncharacterized. Bases 1 to 594 code for a protein of 197 amino acids. NCBI's taxonomy places the organism in Eukaryota, Viridiplantae, Streptophyta, Magnoliopsida, Sapindales, Anacardiaceae. The transcript has a single exon. The record is from RefSeq and is a predicted model, not a curated record.
AUGUUGCGUCCAGUGGAUGCUGAAGCUCCAAACAAAGAUGGCAAAACUGCUAGUGCUUUAUUUACCGAAGAGCUUGAAGAGUUACGGAUAAAAGCUGGGAAAUGGACUAAGGGGAUUGCAAAUGCAUGCAUCGUGGCGGCAACACUUAUUGCCACCAUGGCUUUCACAGCAGGUUUAACAGUACCAGGUGGCACCAAAGAACAAACUGGGACUCCACAUUUUGUUCAAAGAGCUUCCUUGAUAAUUUUUGCAAUAUCAGAUACUGCAGCGUUAUUAUUCUCCUCUUUAUCCAUAGUCUGUCUCAUAUCCCUUUUCACUGACGCAUACGAAGAAAGAGAUUUCGAGUCACAGGUGGCUUUCAGCACAUGGUUGCUUACCAUUUUCUACUCAUGGUUCUUUCUUGAUUUACAAUAUGGAUUACAAUCACUAUUCUGUUCAGUAGAAUUAAUGGUUGUAGGUUUUUGUGCAAAUAUGUUCAUUGUCUUCAAAGCUGGCAAGCUACGGAUUCCUAUAUUUAUUACGGCAAUGAGUGCUUUCACAAUCAUCAUAAUCGGGAAUAAAAUUACUAUUGUCUGCGGAGGGUUCGCGCGUUAA